AUGCGAGUGCUUGACCGAUAUGGAGUCACAAAUCAAUUCAAAGCAUCAGAAAGGACAGGAGGAAGGCGUUCUCCGAGCCACGAUUGGAUCGCUUUUUCAGCGGCAAAGACACUUGAAGUCGGUGCCAUGCUAAGAAUUUAUUGGUCAGGGGAUGGGAAUGAAUACGUUG
Molecule: messenger RNA, 169 nt
Organism: Ilex paraguariensis (yerba mate)
Lineage: Eukaryota; Viridiplantae; Streptophyta; Magnoliopsida; Aquifoliales; Aquifoliaceae
Source: the annotation of a GenBank genome assembly